UGCCUUAUAACAAACCCAGUUGGGUUGCUAUAUAAACGCAUUGACAACAAGCUUCCAGCGCAGAUCUGUGGGAGAAUCGCAUGCCCUGAAAUUAACCACAACAUCAUCAUCCACCAUGAAGGCAGUCAGUCCGGUGAGGUCCAUAAGGAAACCCGCCUUGUAUUUUUCGGAGCAUAAUCACGGCAAUUUACGGAGCAAGAGCUCCUCGGACGACCCGCUCAGUCUCCUGUACAACAUGAAUGACUGCUACAGCAGGUUGAAGGAGCUCGUGCCGAGCUUACCGCAGAACAAGAGCGUGAGUAAGAUGGAGAUCUUGCAGCAUGUCAUAGACUACAUUCUGGAUCUUCAGAUCGCACUGGACCAGAACCCGCAACAGCAGAUCCUCGGACAGAGCCCUCCAAAAAAGUCUGUCAGAUCACUCGGAGCUGAUAUCAGCAUCCUCUCCUUUCAGCCCAGUAACCCUCAAAGAGAGAUCAACUCAGAUGACCUCAUAGCCCUGUCUCGUUGAAAUGUGCAUGCCGGGGGUGUGAGAUUUUGGAGCUCUGGAGAGUGUUAGCGUGUGUUUGUGAAGGCGUGUGAGGAAGGGAAGCAUCAGCAGAGCAGCAGAACUUAAGCCGAGUCUCGAAGGAUUCAGUACCUGCUUCUUUUUGAAAGAUGGUACCUUACCCUGUUGAGGAGAGAGAGGAGAGGAGGAGAGAGACAAAGGAGGUGGAAAUCGUGAGGGAACUACAUUCAUGUUGAUGAAAGAAAGAUGGAGAGAGUUUAAACAGGAAGCAAAUGAGUCUUUCUCUACAGCAUGUGGGAACUGGUGGACUGUGAAAGCCUCCGGUGAACAUUAAGGCAGCUGGUGCUUGACGUCACUAGUACAGUGCCUGUUUGAACACUGGUGUCUUGCUUCUAUUCUCACACAAAUGAAGCUUAAAAUGUACCAAAUGUCAAACACUAGGUAUAGGGUACAAAACAGGGACGGAAAAUGUAUUUUAAAAAUCUUGAAUGUUAUUUUCUAUAAACAAAAUGUAAUGAAAAAAUAUAUUAAAAACAUUUUUGGUUUGUCA
Molecule: messenger RNA, 1055 nt
Organism: Cyprinus carpio (common carp)
Lineage: Eukaryota; Metazoa; Chordata; Actinopteri; Cypriniformes; Cyprinidae
Gene: id2b
Product: inhibitor of DNA binding 2b
Exons: 3
Coding region: 116-508 (130 amino acids)
Biological process (GO): negative regulation of transcription by RNA polymerase II; circadian regulation of gene expression; cell differentiation
Cellular component (GO): nucleus; cytoplasm
Molecular function (GO): protein dimerization activity; transcription regulator activity
Source: RefSeq, a predicted model, not a curated record